Messenger RNA from Racocetra fulgida, 801 nucleotides. The record is from the annotation of a GenBank genome assembly. Lineage: Eukaryota; Fungi; Glomeromycota; Glomeromycetes; Diversisporales; Gigasporaceae.
AUGUCGGAAAACGAAUAUCCGUUAAAAACAACGUUUGAUAUUUCAGGAACCUUAACAGAAACACUAUGGUUUCCAGCUGACAAACAAGUCAAAAAAUCAUCUGGAAAUAAUUUGAUUUUUUUUAUGAUACCUGGUAAUCCUGGUGUUAUCGAUUAUUAUACCAAUUUUUUAAUGACGAUUUAUGAAGAACAUGAUAAGCUAAUUGAUGUAAUUGGAGAGAAAUUUGAAAAAGAACAAAAUGUAAAACCAAAAUUUAUCUUGGCUGGCCAUUCCGUUGGAGGACAUAUUUGUAAAGAGAUAUUGAAAGCGCGUCCAAAUCAUGGAAUUGAAAGGGUAUACGCUUUAUUUCCGACUUUACAACAUAUUCUAAAAACUCCUAAUGGUGCUGUGUUAAAUCCUCUCUUAUUUGGAGAAUUUCAAAGAAAUAUUUCGGCAUCAUUUGUUCAACUAAUUCGCACGAAUUUAUUUCCUUCAGUUUUCAAAUUAUUGAUAAAAUUAUGUACAGCCCAAUCUGAUCCUUAUCUCAGUGUUACUACCGAUAAAUUACUUCACGGUCAUAUAGUUAAAAAUGCGCUUUAUAUGGCAAGUUCGGAAAUGGAAUCUAUUACUGAAUUGGAAGAAGAAUUCUAUAGAUCCAAUUUAAAUAAAUUUGUAUUUUAUUUUUCUAAUGGUGAUCGUUGGGCUCCCUUAAGUCAUUAUGAAGAUAUGGUACAAAGGUUUCCGGAAGGAAAGAUUUUAUUAUGCGAUCAGGGAAUGCCACAUUCUUUUGUACUUGGUGAGCAAUUUAUCAUUUCUAAUUAA